Molecule: messenger RNA, 702 nt
Organism: Ilex paraguariensis (yerba mate)
Lineage: Eukaryota; Viridiplantae; Streptophyta; Magnoliopsida; Aquifoliales; Aquifoliaceae
Source: the annotation of a GenBank genome assembly
AUGGAGGCCACUCUCUUCACAUUCCCCACCUCAAAACCCCCACUAUCCUCCUCUCACACCCUCUCACUCAAAAACCACUUCAACAAUUCACUUCUAACCCAACCCAAUUUCAAUCUUUCCAUCCAUCACCACCGCAAACCACCACCCACUUCAAUCCGCGCCGCCAUAAGUCGGACAAAGAAAGAAGAAACCGUAGAAACCGUCAAACAACAACUCGAAGACUGCUACCUCUUAGCCGGCAUCAAAUACAAAGGCUUCACAGUCAAACAAUUCCAAGAACUAAGAACUUCACUCCCUGAAUCAACCAAGCUCAUUGUUGCCAAGAACACUUUAGUCCUUAAAGCCAUCGAAGGCACAAAAUGGGAAGCUCUGAAACCGUGCAUGAAGGGCAUGAACGCUUGGUUGUUUGUUCACAGUCAGGAAAUUCCCGCGGCGAUAAAACCGUAUCGGAGUUUUCAGAAGGAGAAGAAGUUGGAGGAAAAUGAUUUUUCUGGGGCGGUUUUUGAAGGGAAGUUUUAUGCUCCGGAGGAGUUUAAGGCUUUGGAAUCGAUGCCGACGAGGGCGGAGAUUUAUGCGAAGCUUUUGGGGUCUUUGAAGGGUCCGGCGUCGGCGGUGGUGGGGACACUUCAGGCUCCAGCCAGGGAUUUGGUGAUGGUGUUGAAGGCUUAUGUUAAAAAGUUGGAAGAGGAAGGUGGGAAAUAA